Brassica napus (rape) is the source of this 2233-nucleotide messenger RNA. RefSeq names its product putative glucose-6-phosphate 1-epimerase. Gene Ontology annotation, molecular function: isomerase activity; carbohydrate binding. Gene Ontology annotation, biological process: carbohydrate metabolic process. The record is from RefSeq and is a predicted model, not a curated record. The transcript has 8 exons. NCBI's taxonomy places the organism in Eukaryota, Viridiplantae, Streptophyta, Magnoliopsida, Brassicales, Brassicaceae. The coding region runs from base 1145 to 2098 and encodes 317 amino acids.
AUAGAAACUGACCGUUGUUUGGAUACCGUACACGUGGUACGGUGUCAUCUAGUGUACUCAAUCAUUUUUAUUUAAUAGACUACAGUCAUGAGACAGAGAGAGAGAAUACAUGGAAUCUUGAUGUUACAUUUUUUUACAAUUUUACGACAAAUAUAUAACUAUAAAAAUGAUUUGUGUUUUGCAAUUUCGUUAAAAAAUAGCUUAUUAGAAAACAAUAUUAUAGAAAUAAAUCAACAGUACAGAUUAGAGAAAGAUCAAUAGUUUUUUUUUUUUUAACUAUCCUCGUGCGUGCACCAAGGAUCUAGUCCACUGAUUAAGGUAUUAUUAUCAUUCUUCUCCUCUCAACCUCAAAAUUAUAAUCUGUAUCUUAUUUAAUCAAAGACAGGCUGGACAUUAUAAAAAGUUCAAAACACAUAAAUGACAUUUAAAAAAAUAUAUAUAAUAAUUUAAUACUAUAAUAGGUUUAUUAAAAAAAAAAGUCUUUAUUUCCUUAUAAUAACAUGAAGAAAGUUCAGUUGUGUUUCCGCCGUGUCUAUCUGAAGGAAUGCACGUAACCAGUAACCUCCUCCUAAAAACUCCUAUAAAUCCAUCAGAGAUCUCUGUUCUCUUGUCUUCCUUACUUACUAAUCUCUCAAGUUUAUAAACUGUUUACUCUGUUCUUGGCGUUUUAUUCUUCUGUUGGAUUUCACCAGAUCUCCAAACUUGUGUUUUCUUUUGUUUCUUCGUUUUAUUAACCAUAUAAAGCUAAACCUGAUUUUAUAUUAUUUUAUAUUAUAUUGGUACCAUAUAUAUAAUAAAUAUAAAAGAGAGUGGUGGUGAUAAAAUCUAGUAAUAAUCAAAAUAAGAAUCCAAGAUUAAGUGUUUUUUGCUCAUUGUAUCGCCAGGUGUUGUUCUUAUCGUUGCUGUCUUAAUUCAUUUGAGAGAAGAGUACUUAAGCAACAAAAAGAGUAUUUAAGAUUUGCAGAUCUAAUAAUAAUUAAGAGGUCGUGGUCAUGAGACUUUUGUGAGAUAAAAAGCUCUUUUGUCGUUUUUUGCUCCUUUCUUUGGGUUGUGAAGACAAGAGACAGAGAACUUGUCGGGAAGUUCUUGAGAUUUUCAAAAUUUAGAAGUUGGAAACUUUCUGUGCAAGAGGGAAGAAAGAAGAAUGGGUCAUUACGCAGCAGUGUGGGAUCAUAAAGCAGCUACUGAGAUGACCAAAGACUGGAACGGCAUUGACCAAGUCUUUCUCCGUAACCCUCAUGGCGCUUCUGCCAAGAUUAGUUUACAUGGAGGACACGUGGUUUCAUGGAGGAAUGACCAAGGCGAAGAGCUCCUUUUCACUAGCAACAAGGCUAUAUUCAAACACCCAAAAUCAAUGCGUGGUGGGAUUCAGAUUUGUUAUCCUCAGUUUGGGGAUUGUGGAUUACUGGACCAACAUGGGUUUGCAAGGAACAAAAUUUGGGUUAUCGAUGAGAACCCACCUCCUCUUAACUCCAAAGAGUCCUUAGGCAAAUCAUUUGUUGAUCUUCUUCUCAAACCAUCAGAAGAGGACUUAAAGCAAUGGCCUCACAGUUUUGAGUUCCGUCUUAGGGUCUCACUUGCCAUAGAUGGAGACUUAACAUUGACUUCUCGCGUUAGAAACGUCAACGGCAAGCCCUUUAGCUUCUUAUUCGCUUAUCAUACUUACCUCUCUGUCUCUGACAUAAGUGAAGUGAGGGUUGAAGGGUUAGAGACAUUGGACUACUUGGACAACCUUAGGAAAAGAGAGCUUUUGACAGAACAAGGCGAUUCAAUAACCUUUGAAUCUGAGAUGGACCGGACUUACAUUAGAUCACCCAAAGUGGUAGCAGUUCUUGACCAUGAACGGAAAAGAACAUAUGUUAUAGGAAAGGAAGGUCUUCCAGAUACAGUGGUGUGGAAUCCAUGGGAGAAGAAAUCUAAAACCAUGGCUAAUUUUGGGGAUGAUGAGUACAAAAGCAUGCUUUGUGUGGAUGGUGCAGCAGUUGAGAGACCAAUCACUUUGAAGCCAGGAGAAGAAUGGACCGGAAGGCUUAUGUUAACCGCUGUUAAGUCCAGUUUCUGCUUUGAUCAACUUGAACUACAGAGCAAAGGAUUCUGAUUCUUACUUACCUCUUUUAGAAUCCCAAUCCUUAAAAAGAAUAUUAUGCUUAUUCCAUUGCAGUUUUUUUUGGUACUGCUACACUGGAAGAGAGCAGAGACAUCAUUUUGUGUUCAGUUUUUCUUUGCAUGUUAA